AGGGCCACCAAGAUGCCUGUCAGACCUGUUCCUCCAGGACCUUCCACCAAAACUGUGAGGAGUGCUUGCCAUUUACAAAGAAGGAGGAGGAAAGCGAGCUCCCAUCUAUCCCCAGGAAAGCAGGGGGCUCUUUCCUUUGAGCCCUAACUUGCAUUGUAGCCUAGAGAAAGCAGCCCUGGGAGAGGACACCAGACACCCCCCCCCCCCAUCCUGGUGAGGAGUGCCCACAGUAAAUGUAAACCUCUUUCACAAACCUCCCCGUAGGGUGCAGGCGGCAGCCAUGGCAGAGCUGUGCCGCACCAACUCGUCGCUGACUGCGCUGGACGAGGAGGUGCUGUGGGAGCUGAUGGAGAGCCACCGCCACCGCAUCGUGCGCAGCAUCUACCCCAGCCGCCUCACGCCCUACCUGCGCCAGGCCAAGGUGUUGGGCCAGCUGGACGAGGAGGAGGUGCUCUACAGCCCCCGGCUCACCAACACCGCCAUGCGUGUGGGUCACCUGCUGGACCUGCUGAAGGCUCGGGGCAAGAAUGAGGCCACUGCUUUCCUUGAGAGCCUCAAAUUCCACAACCCUGAUGUCUACACCCUUGUCACAGGGCUGCAGCCUGAUGUGGACUUCAGCAACUUCAGUGGACUCAUGGAGACUUCUAAGUUGACGGAGUGCCUGGCGGGGGCCGUCAGCAGCCUUCAGGAGGAGCUGAGCCAGGAAAAGGGGCAGAAAGAGGCGCUGCGGCUGCAGUGCGGGCGGCUUCAGGAGCGUCUGGGGGCGGCAGAGGCGCGCGCUCAGGGACUGGGCCAGCUGGAGGCCGAGCACGGGCGCAUGAAGCGCGAGGUCAGCGCCCACUUCCACGAGGUGCUGAAGCUCAAGGAUGAGCUGUUGGGCCUGUCCCUCCGCUACAGCAACUCUCUGCAGGAGAAGGAGCUGGCCGCCACACGCUGCCGCAGCCUGCAGGAGGAGCUGUACCUGACGAAGCAGGAGCUUCAGCAGGAGAAACUGUCCUCCUCCUGCGAGCGGGAGUUCCGGGAACGAGCCCUCAUAAUGGGUGACAGGGACGAAGAGGUGGCCCGGCUGAAGGGGGAGAAUGAGAGGCUGCGCUCUCUCACCUUCAGCCUGGCAGAGAAGGACAUCCUGGAACAGAACCUGGACGAGGCACUGGAGAGCAAGCAGGAGCUGGUGGGCCGCAUCCACUCACUGAGGGGGCGUGACAUGGCGGCCGAGAUGCAGCGGAAGCAGUACUGGGAGGAGAAGGAGCAGAUGCUGCUGCAGUUCCAGAAGGUGCAGGUAGACUGUGAGAUCUACAAGGAGAAGACCAGAGCACUGCGGAACCAGGUGGCCGAGCUACAGAAGGAGCGAGACCAGGCCUACUCUGCUAGAGAUGGAGCCCAGCUGGAGAUGUCACAGAACCUGACGGAGAAGGACUCCCUCCGCAGGAAGGUGUUUGAGCUCACUCACGAGCUUGGAGAGCUGCGGCAACGGCUCCUGCAGCUGCAGGCCCAGGCCCAGAACAGGGAUGCUGGAGCCAGAGAGCCGGGCCCAAGGGGGAAGCAGCGGCUAGUGCGCAUGUUUGCCAUCUGCCCGCAGGAUGACGGCGACAGCCCCAGCUCCUCCAAGUCUCAGCUCUGGUCUGACCUGAGUGUCACAUCUAGUCGUGAGCUGGUGGACAGCUUCCGCUCCAGUAGCCCCCUGCCCCCCAGCCAGCAGUCGCUGUACAAGAGGGCCACCGCCGACUUCUGGGAGGAGCCUUGGUCCUCCAGCAGCUUCCCAGACACCCUGGAGGCAGAGCUGGGAGCCAAAGCAGGAGACACAGACCUGGACUAUGAGAUUGUGGACAGGGCAGACCUCCCUGAGCCCGAGGCCAGUCUGCAGCUACCCCCUGGGGGUCUCCAUGCCUCAGUCAGCAACAUCCAGGUGCGGCGCAGGCGAGCUCGAAAGAUCCUGAGCCAGGUGACAGUACUGGCCUUCCAGGGACACGAGCUGCUGGAGCAGAUAAGUGUUAUCGGUGGGAACCUCACGGGCAUCUUCAUCCACCGUGUCACUCCAGGCUCGCCAGCUGACCAGAUGGCCCUGCGCCCUGGCACCCAGAUCCUGAUGGUGGACUGUGAGGCCACAGAGCCUCUGUUCAAGGCCGUGCUGGAGGACACGACGCUCGAGCAGGCUGUGGGCCUUCUGCAGAGGGUAACUGGCUUCUGCUGCCUAUCUGUCAAGGUCAACACGGAGGGUUAUAAGAAGCUGGUGCAGGACUUGGAGGCCAAAGUGGCCACAUCGGGGGACUCGUUCUACAUCCGAGUCAACCUGGCCCUGGAGGGUCGCACAGAGGGGGAGCUGCAGGUCCACUGCAAUGACAUCCUGCAUGUCACUGACACCCUGUUCCAGGGCCACCCCUGCUGGUAUGCCCACCGUGUGGGCCCCUACAGUACCAGGGACAGCGAGCAUGGCACCAUCCCCAACUACUCUCGGGCCCAGCAGCUGCUCAUUGCCCUGAUCCAGGACAUGGCUCAGCAGAGCACCUCCACCCGCAAGUCUUCCGGGGGACCCCAGAAGUUGGUCCGCAUCAUCAGCACAGACAAAACCAAGGCCAACCCUCUAGGCUUAUCCUUUGAUGGGGGCCAGUGGGACCCCAGCAAGGUGGAAGAGCCCCCCACCUUGUGCUUCUGGGCAGAGAGCUGCUUCACCCUGGUGCCCUACACACUGGUGCACUCCCACAGGCCCAGCCAGCCUCGGCCUGUGAUCUUUGUCCCCAGGCUGCUGGGGAAGGUCCUGAGUGAGAAGCUGGGCUCCCUCCAAGGCUUUAAGAAGUGCCCUGCAGAGAUCUUGAGUCCAGAGGAGUAUGACACCUUGAACCAGAGAGGGGACAUUGUCCAGGAGAGAGAGGCAUCGGGUGGCCUCUCCUGGGUGACCCGCCGAACUGUUGAGUUCCUCAUGGAGAAAAACAACCAUGCCCUCCUGGACGUGCGGCUGGACAGCAUCUCUGUGCUGCACAGGAUGGAGAUCUUCCCCAUUGUCCUCCAUGUGGGCAUCAAUGAGAAGGUGGCCAAGAAGCUUAGGAAAGCCCUGCAGAAACUCAGCAUCUCGGAGGAACAGCUCCUGGAAGCCUGCCGGCAGGAAGAGGCCAAACUGGACAAGGUGCCCUGUCUGUACAGCAGCCUGGCCCCUGAGGGCUGGGGCGACCUGGAAGCCCUGCUCAGCUGUGUACGACAGGCCAUUGCAGACGAGCAGAAGAAGGUGGUGUGGACAGAACAUAGCCCCCAAUGA
Messenger RNA from Erinaceus europaeus (western European hedgehog), 3250 nucleotides. RefSeq names its product caspase recruitment domain family member 14 (gene CARD14). Gene Ontology annotation, molecular function: protein binding. NCBI's taxonomy places the organism in Eukaryota, Metazoa, Chordata, Mammalia, Eulipotyphla, Erinaceidae. Gene Ontology annotation, biological process: regulation of apoptotic process. The record is from RefSeq and is a predicted model, not a curated record.